Molecule: messenger RNA, 1174 nt
Organism: Saccostrea cuccullata (small rock oyster)
Lineage: Eukaryota; Metazoa; Mollusca; Bivalvia; Ostreida; Ostreidae
Product: A disintegrin and metalloproteinase with thrombospondin motifs 9-like
Exons: 4
Coding region: 35-928 (297 amino acids)
Molecular function (GO): zinc ion binding; metalloendopeptidase activity
Source: RefSeq, a predicted model, not a curated record
UCGUUUAAGAUUGUGUUUCAAAUUGAAAAAGAAAAUGGACGGUUUUCAGGAUCUAAUGAGAAGAGAAUCCUGCAAGUUAAGUACCAAACACUGUGUUUUUGUGUCAAUACUUGGAUUUCUGCUGGUUUUGGGACUAGGAAUUUUCACAUCAUCUCUUGCUUAUCUUCACAAAUAUGAUAGAGACCGUGUUAAUCCAUCGUCGGAAAUGCUCAAGGAGUCCGUUUCGGGAGAUUUUACAACGCAGGGCAUAGUGACUGAGAGAAUGAUUCAAAUGCCCCAGACGUGUUCUGACAUCGCUGGAUGCUCAAGGAUAGCAAAAGAUGGUGAAUACUGGCUGUAUCCUGCAGUAACGAAUGGAAAGAGGGUGAAGAUUUAUUGUCAUGACAUGCAAACAAAUCCGAAGGAGUAUGUCACUCUGAAGUAUGAAAACUCCUUUGUUCAACAUGACAACUCAAACUGGUUAAGCAAAUACAAACGCUGCACAUCUACAUUUAGGCCCCCACUAAAGAAAGCAGUUUUUUUGAAAGUGGCCAUUAACAUAAAGGAUAUGUCUGUGAAUGGAAAAGAUUAUACGUUCGCAGUGCGUACAGGAAAUUUUAGUCUUUCUUUUGGACAAACAGCUGACUGUGCUGGAGAAAGGUGGAUUAAGAACUGUUCUCGAUUUUCCAGAGCAAAAAUCAAUACUCAUGGAACAGGGAUGAUAUUUGAUCCUACUCUUGUAUUCGGUAAAGCGGGAGGCUGGGAAACUGAUAUACUGGAUUUUCAGCGUUCAGCAGACGGAGCGGAAAUGUCCUUUCGGUGUCGCGGAUGGUGUGGGUGGUGUGGUCCAAUUGAAGAAAAGAUGAAGUUUAUUUUGACAUCAGAAGCGGGUGAGGCAUCUAAACUCGUUGGUUUGUUUUAUGAAUUUGUCUCAGUCGAAAUUUGGUAACUUGAUACAUAUAUUUUGUAGAUUUUCAUUCAUCCUUUUGAGAAAAAUAAUUCACGAAACAUAAAAAUUCAGGAGAAAGCGACAAAUAAACUCUGAAAACUUAUGUAACCACGAGGUCAUAUCUAAAAGAACUAAUAUUUUUUCCGCUAACAACAAAAUGUUGACUUUACUUAAAUACAAUAGGCAGUUUGGGUACGAUUUGAGGACAGCACAUCCUUUGUUUGUAACAAGAACAUUUAUAGCUUA